Microthlaspi erraticum is the source of this 762-nucleotide messenger RNA. NCBI's taxonomy places the organism in Eukaryota, Viridiplantae, Streptophyta, Magnoliopsida, Brassicales, Brassicaceae. The record is from the annotation of a GenBank genome assembly.
AUGGAUGCUCCAACGAUGGCUGACUUCAGUCUUCUGAAAAGAAUCUUGAGAUAUAUUAAAGGAACAGUUGACAUGGGGAUGCAUAUAGGAAGAAAUAAGGAGCUCACUCUCUCAGCUUACUAUGAUAGUGAUUAUGCAGGUUGCAAAGAAACAAGACGGUCUAUGACUGGAUUAUGUAUUCUUAUGGGAUCCAACUUGGUUUCCUGGUCCGCAAAAGACAGCAGACUGUCACCAAGUCUUCAACGGAGGCUCACUUGGAUAUUGUUCAUUCUCAGGGACUUUGGUAUCACACCAUUCGAGCCAACUCUCCUGCAGUGUGAUAACUUGUCUGCAGUAUAUCUCAGUGCCAAUCCUGCUCUACAUAACAAGUCUAAACACUUUGACACAUAUUUUCAUUACAUAAGAGAACAAGUCGCAUUGGGGUUGAUUGAAACAAGUCAUAUACCAGCAAAAUUGCAGCUUGCUGACAUAUUUACGAAGUCGUUGCCACGAUCAGCUUUUGAAGAACUCAGAAACAAACUUGGCGUCGGAAGGAGAAGCACACCAAGUUUGCAGGGGGAUGUGAGUGAAGCAAUGAAAAGUGUGGGCCAAACAAGUACAAGGAAGGAAGAAGAACAAAGCCCACGCAAACCCAUCAAACUAUUACCUCAGAACAAGCAAACAAAGGAAAAGAAGAAAAAGCAAAAGACGUUCAACGCUGAGAAAAUCGGUUCUAUCCGUUGGCUCUGCAACAAGAUGCUUCACCUCUUUACAGCUGUAUAA